This is a messenger RNA of Chondrus crispus (carragheen), 2634 nucleotides long. RefSeq lists its product as hypothetical. Gene Ontology annotation, molecular function: DNA-directed DNA polymerase activity; damaged DNA binding; deoxycytidyl transferase activity. The transcript has a single exon. The record is from RefSeq and is a predicted model, not a curated record. Gene Ontology annotation, biological process: error-free translesion synthesis; error-prone translesion synthesis. The coding region runs from base 1 to 2634 and encodes 877 amino acids. Gene Ontology annotation, cellular component: nucleus. NCBI's taxonomy places the organism in Eukaryota, Rhodophyta, Florideophyceae, Gigartinales, Gigartinaceae.
AUGCAAGAAGAAGACACCAAGGCCGUCGCCGACCCCCCCAAGCCCGACUUCUGGCGGGACCCGCGCCCAACGAAUGAGAACCCCAACUUCGUGCGCGACUACUUCGCCUCCUCGCGCCUGCACUUCAUCGGCUCCUUCCGCGCCCGCUACGAAUCCAUGAUGGUCGCCGUCGCCGCCAACCUCGCCGUCAACCCGCGCCUGCUGCUCCAGUCCUCCGCCGAAAAGGGCCUCCUCUCCGCGAAAACUACCCGCGCUGAGCGGGUCAUCGUCCACAUCGACAUGGACUGCUUCUUCGCCAGCAUCGCCGUCAAGAAGAACCCGGCCCUCGCGGGCAAGCCCAUCGCUGUGUGCCACGGCGGUGGCGAGAUCUCCAGUUGUAGUUACGAGGCGCGGAAGUUCGGCGUCCGCGCAGGCACGUUUUUUCGCGACGGCCGUAAGCUAUGCCCGGACCUGCUCAGUGUGCCGUACGAGUUUCCCAUGUAUGAGGAGGCCUCCCUUCUCAUCUACGCCAUCUUCUACAGUUCACCCACCGUAAGCGUCGAGGCCGUCAGCGUCGAUGAGGCUUACCUCGACAUCACAUUGGCUAUCGGCGAUGAUAGGCACGCCAGUCAAUCAGGGGCCGAUGCCCUAGUGCGAAGUUUGCGAGACAAGAUAUUCGCGAGCACCGGGUGCACGGCCAGCGCGGGGAUAGGACCUUCAAAGCUUGUGGCGCGCCUGGCGACGAAGGCAGCCAAGCCGAACGGCCAGAUGCGCGUCCGCCAGGAGAAUGUCAUCGCAUAUCUCGAUACGCUACAAGUCAAAGACCUGCCUGGCAUCGGGUGGCGAACAGGGCGACGACUUCGCGAAAAAAGCAUCACCACCGUACCACAGUUGAGGGCUCUCUCGCUGGCGGAGCUACAGUCCGAGUUUGGCGGGCGCCAGGGCCAGGUCUUCUACAACCUGGCCCGUGCACUUGACGCCCGCCCAGUCGAGCCGUUGAAGCCCAGAAAAUCGAUCGGCGCGGAAGCUUCGUGGGGCGUGCGCUUCACGAAGGAGGAAGAGGAUAAGGCUCGCAAGUUUAUCAUGGACAUGGCAGAUGAGGUGGCUGCGCGAGUGGAAGCAGCCGGUGCGUAUGGGACUAAAGUCGUCUUCAAGGAGUAUAAACGCAAGAAAAAUGCCAGCAUGGUCGGGUACAAGCAUCUCGGUCAUGGUCCUUGCGUUGUGUUCACUAGGAGCGCCAGGAUUCAAACGCGGAGCGCGGGACGGCCCUUGAAAGAGCUUUUGAGACAGGCGUGCAUUCGCCUGCAUAAUGACCUGGGCUUGCACAGUGACGAACUUCGAGGAGUAGGGGUCCAAAUGACAGAUCUCUCGUUUGCGGACUUGAACUUUGAUCAUGCGGAGGCGACGACGGCGGGGUCCACGAGGCGCAUCGACUCCUUCUUUGAAACUGCAGUACCGUCAUCGAUUGGAAACGGUUUGUCGAUAUCGCAGCGGAGAAAGGCGGCAAAUGAGGCAAUCAAAGAUUUACCUUCUUCGCGGAACGGGUUGGGACAAGUGAGCAAUCAAUCAAAGGGUGGAGCUUUCGACAAAGAAGAACCAUUUGAAGUGGAAUUCGUCAAGAAGCAUUCAGAAAGGAUAGAGGCGAGUAAGGAAAGAAUGGCUUCACCAAUUGAUGAGCAAACUGAGACUCACCUUGCUGAUAUCGAAGAUGAGGAUAGAAUCGAACCUGCCCCAGCACAAGUUGAGUUUCAACGCGCUCCCCAGGUCAAAGAUGCGGUGGGAAAAGCCCACGAGAGCAGAGAAUUGGACAUUCCGAAGGGUUGGGACCGUGAGGUAUUCCAUAAUUUACCCAAAGACCUACAAGACGAGCUUUUGAAAAGCAGCAGCCACGCCAUUGCAGCAGGUCAUCCUCCACCAAGGGAAGCUGAGGCUGUCACAGACGACACCAGCGCGCACCGCAUAGCGCCGCCCAAACGGCGGCGCAACCCAAAGCCAAAGCCCGCCGCGGCUCAAGCGGAGCGGGCGAAACGGCGAAAGGCGGGUCAAGUGACGAUGACGCAAUUCGCCGACAUAUCCAAUCUCAAAAAAAGGGGUCACAACGUGCUAGAUGCGGAAGAGUUUCGGGAAAUGCCGCUGCGGGAUUGCGUAGAACUGCUUGGGGACUUGCGCGGUAAACCUUUAAACGUGCGGACGCUGCAGACCGACAGGCGAAAUGUGGAGACGGAGAGGACAGGAAGGAGAGAGGGAGAGGAGGAUGAAUUGGAGGACCUUGAGAUCCCGUCGCCGCCCAGCUUGAGCAGCGACUCGGACGGUAGCUGUAGCAUGACGGAGAUGGUGUUGAGGCAGGGGUUUGAGGAGGGACCUGUUUACGCGGAAGAGGAGCUGAGCACUUAUGCUGAGGUGUUGCGUGUGUGGAUGAGGACGGUGGCCGGGGAUGUGAAGAGCGGGCAUGUAGAGUUGAUAAGAGGGAGAGUGCUGGAGUUGUUGAGGAGGAAAAAGCUGGAGAGGGUGUGCUCCGAGAUGCGAUUGGUGAGGCUGUUUGUGGGCGAGGAGGGUAUGGGGGCGUGGGUGGGGCAUUACAACAGGAUUUUAGACGACGUGCAGGAAGAGUGCCGGGUGCUGUACAAGUUUCGGCUUGCAUUGCGGAAGGCAUGA